AUGAAUUUUGACGAGGACGAAGAUUUUUAUCCGAUUCCUGACGAAAACAUAGAUUUCGAGUCAGUAUAUGCUUUACACAAUUUUCAAGCCACGGUGGAAGGUCAGGUUAACGUUGAAAGAGAUGAUAAGCUAAAGUUACUAGACGAUUCUAAUAGUUACUGGUGGUUGGUUAAAGUUUUAAAGUGUGGUGCGGUCGGUUACAUACCCGCCGAGAGUAUCGAAAUUCCUCAUGAAAGAUUGGCUAGGCUAAAUAGGCAUCGUAAUGUUAAUUUAGCAUCCUCAAUAAAUAACAAAAAGGAAGAUUAUCUAAAAAAGGAGCGUAAAGGACAAGGAAAAUUUGUUUCUUUUAACUCUCCUCUAUAUAUAAUAGCUGAGGGGCCUCUCGACUAUUUUGAUGAUGCGGACGACAGUAGUUUAGAUUAUUCUGAAGAUGACGAAUCAUACGAAAAUGACACCGAAGCAACAACCGAAUAUGCACAAAACCAUGAAAAGGCUGAAGAUUCAGAUGAUAUGGUUGAAUCACUAACAUCCAACUAUGAGAAUUCUGAUACAAGACAAGGAAGAUCUCCAAAAUUUGACGAAGCAUCCAGCGAAGAAAAUCAGCAUCAGAUUCUUGAAGGAGAUUCACCACGAUAUAGCCAAGACAUGCAGCCGACAGAUCAACAACACUUUGACCAACUCAGUCAUAAACAAAAUUUUGAACCUGUUGCGUCACCGAUCUUGCAACGGAGCGAGUUUACGCAUGAUGAAAAGAUGAAGCAAUCGAAUGUUUACACGAACGGACAGAAUAAUCCUGCGUCCAAUAUUCCUUCAAACAUCACACAGGUUAUAAAUCGACCGGGUGAAACCAUUAAAACAUCAUUGACACCGACCUUGGGGAGUGAUUUUAUGGAUUUUUCGGACGACGAGGAAGAGGAACUUCAGUCUGACGGUAAAUUGACCAAGCUCCUUGGCAAUGAUCCUGCGAAAACAAGAAUGUCAUUUGAGGAAUUUAUUAAGAGUGAAGAAAGAGACGAAAAGAAAGGAGGAAAAUCAAAGAAAGAAGAAAAGAAAAAAGAGGGUGGAAGGUUCAUGAAUUUUUUUAAAAGAAAAUCAAAGAAAAAGGAGGAAGAAUCACCUAAACAACUUGUAUCGGUGUCGAGCACUUUCGGAAAUAAUAAGGCUAAACCAACAAACGUGCAGGCGGAUCCUCAAUAUCAAAGAAAAGGAUCCUUGACAACUCAACAAAGAAACCAAGCUCAAACUCAGAUGCAAGUUGAUCCCCAUUCACGACGUCAAGUGCCGCAGCAAGUUCAACCAAAAAUGCAAACCUCAGUUCGGCUUCCAUUACAACAAGGAUCACA
This is a messenger RNA of Acaulospora morrowiae, 1343 nucleotides long. The record is from the annotation of a GenBank genome assembly. NCBI's taxonomy places the organism in Eukaryota, Fungi, Glomeromycota, Glomeromycetes, Diversisporales, Acaulosporaceae.